Molecule: messenger RNA, 735 nt
Organism: Pelecanus crispus (Dalmatian pelican)
Lineage: Eukaryota; Metazoa; Chordata; Aves; Pelecaniformes; Pelecanidae
Source: RefSeq, a predicted model, not a curated record
GUAGUGAAGAAUGAAUUGUUGGAAAAAUACUACAAACAUGGAGGGAAGUUCCUUACCAUGCUUCCAGACGGAACGGCGCAGUUAUUCUAUCCAUCUGGAAAUCUGGCAAUCAUUGUUGUACGACAGAAAAACCGGCUUACUUGCAUAGUACAGGAAGACAAGCCAAGUAACGCCGCAAUACAAGCAGUAUUUAAGUCCAAUGGCAGAAGUACUUGCUAUUACCCAAACGGAGCUGUGUGGAUAAACAUGAAUAUUCAGGGAGGGCAGUAUUUGGACCAAGAGGGCAGCAGGGUGAGAAGGUGGACGUGGCCCAACAGCAUCGUGUCAUCAGGACCCCACGUCCCGCUGAGCCCCAUCUUCAUCUCCCUGAACCGGCACGUGGGAGUCAGGAUCCUGGGCCAGGACAAGAUCACCGUUUCCUUCCUCGCCAUGGGGCAACAAGCAAAAUUCAACGUGGGAACCAAAGUGCAGGUCAGCGACGUCAGCCGGCUGCCUCCCCCGACCCGGCUGGGCGAAGACGAGCUCCUGCUGCUCGCCUUCAGGGUGAGGAUCCUGUGGCUCUUCGACAGACUGCGUGGAUGCUUAAACUUUCCUUCUAAUGAGCAACGGGACAAAAUCAAGCCUCCAGCGUACCUUAUCACACAGACUUUAAAGAUCUUACAGCUUUGCACAACUUCUGACAUCAGCGAUGAGCUACGCAGCUCUGUCAGGGCGAUAGUAAAUGCUCAAGUCUGA